GGUUGCUCUUGUAUGCUUUGAUAAUUGACUAAAUGGAAUUGUUUAAGUACUUUUUCCGACAUAAACACAUACAUACAUGUAUAGAUGCUUUUACCCACCUGGUGAAGGUGAAGUAACUUGAAAUGACCUAGAUUUGUUUCUGGAUAGAAUGUAAUGUUUUCCACACCUGUAGCUGCUAGUUGAUAAAAUGGCGUUCACCUGGGUAAUGAAUGGAUUUACGUUAGACGGGCAGCCCCUCCGUGCAGUUUCACUCAUGUUCCAGCAUUCGAGCGCGUCGUUUGCUCCUCACAGCAUCUCACACCAUGAUGGCUUCUGACUUCUCUGACAUAGAGGCGUUUUUGGACGGACACCCCGACCUCUUUGAGGAGUAUCUGGUUCGAAAAGCCAAGUGCGAGCACAUUAGCAGGUGGAUGAGGGAACACCAGGCCCCGAAAGUAUCCACAGCCGAGGAGAGACGCUUCCCAGCCAAGGACCCCGCUCUCUGGCCGGCCAAUCCGGACGCUCUCCGGCGCAGGUCGUCUCACCUGGAGCUUCGGCGCAACUUCGCCCGGUCCAAAGCCACCACGGCACACCGAACUUACGACGAGCACGCCAGCUUCAGCCAGCAGGACCCUCAGUCUAGCAUGAGGCGCCGCGCGCUCCUGCGUAAAGCCAGCUCCCUGCCUCCCACCACGGCGCACAUCCUCAGCGCCCUGCUGGAGUCUAGAGUCAGCGUACCCCAGUAUGCAUCCACGGCCACCGACCACAAGUGUCGGCUCAGGGAGACCAACGAGAGGGAGUUCUUCCUCGAGCUGGUUAAGGACAUCUCCAACGAUCUGGACUUGACCAACCUGAGCUAUAAGAUCCUGAUCAACGUGUGCAUCCUUGUGGACGCAGACAGAUGCUCCCUCUUCUUGGUGGAGGGACCGGCGCACAAGAGGACACUGGUGUCCAAGUUGUUUGACGUGCACUCGGGGACCACAAUCAGACCUUCAUCCAACACCCUCAACUCCAACGAGGUGCAGGUGUCUUGGGGAAAGGGCAUCAUUGGAUAUGUGGCAGAGCAUGGAGAGACUGUCAACAUCUCCAACGCAUAUGAGGACCACCGCUUCAGUGACGAGAUAGACAAGUUAACAGGCUACAAGACCCAGUCCAUUCUCUGUAUGGCCAUCUGCAACAGUGAUGGAGAGGUCAUUGGUGUUGUACAGGCAAUCAACAAAAAUCCCACUGGAACACCUUUCACAGAGGAUGAUGAGAAGGUGCUGCAGAUGUAUCUACCCUUCUGUGGAAUAUCCAUAUCAAACGCCAAGUUGUUUUCUGAAUCUCGCAAGGAGUAUGAAAGGAGUAGGGCUUUGCUGGAGGUGGUUAACGACCUGUUUGAGGAGCAGACCGACUUGGAGAAGAUCGUUCGGAAGAUCAUGCAGCGAGCGCUCACCCUUUUGCAAUGCGAACGCUGCUCUGUGCUUCUCCUCGAGGACAUCGACUCACCAGUUGUGAAGUUCUCCAAGACGUUUGAGCUGAUGUCCCCCUUGAGCAACAUGGAUCAUGACAUCAGCAUGGAGAAGCUGUCUUGCUCUGAUUGGCUGAUCAAUAACAGCAUCGCCGAGCUGGUGGCCUCCACGGGACUCCCAGUUAACAUCAGCGACGUGUGCCAGGACCCGCGCUUUGAUGCCGAGGCGGACCAAGCCUCAGGGUUUCAUAUACGAUCGGUGUUGUGUGUGCCUAUCUGGAAUAUAACUCAUCAGAUUAUAGGGGUUGCACAAAUUUUGAAUCGGCUUGACAGGAAGACCUUCAAUGACGCAGAUCAGAGACUGUUUGAGGCAUUUGUGAUUUUCUGUGGACUGGGCAUCAACAACACUAUGAUGUACAAUCAAGUGAAGAAGACGUGGGCCAAGCAGUCUGUAGCACUAGAUUGUUGUGCUCUACUGCCCCGCAUCCAUCCUCAGAUGUUAUCCUACCACGCUACAUGCUCAAAGGUAGAAGUUGACCGUCUCAAGGCAGCUAAAAUCCCCCUGAGCAGCGAGUUGGGCAUUGACGAGCUUCAUUUCAACGACUUCUCUUUGGACAACGAUGCUAUGAUUACAGCUUCGCUUAGGAUGUUCCUGGAACUUGGGGUGGUCCAGACUUUCAAGAUAGACUAUGAGGUUUUGUGCCGCUGGCUUCUCACUGUGAGGAAGAACUACAGAACUGUGGCCUAUCAUAACUGGAGGCACGCCUUCAACGUGUCCCAGUGCAUGUUCGCUAUGAUCACAUCAGCCAGCUUCCAGGACGUUUUAUCUGAAGCUGAGAUUUUGGCUUUGAUGGUUGGCUGUCUGUGCCAUGAUCUGGACCAUCGUGGCACCAAUAAUGCAUUUCAAGCCAAGACGGGUUCUGCUUUGGCGUUGCUCUACGGGACGUCAGCAACCCUGGAACACCACCACUUCAAUCAUGCAGUCAUGAUCCUGCAAAGCGAGGGUCACAAUAUCUUUGCCAACCUCUGCUCCAAAGAAUACAGCAACAUGAUGCAACUGUUAAAGCAGGCCAUUCUCUCCACAGACCUCACUUUGCACUUUGAGCGUAGGAGCAAAUUCUUUGAAUGUGUUCUUGCUGGAAAAUUCAGCUGGACGGAUGAAAAACACAGAGAGGUCCUCAGAUCCAUGCUGAUGACAGCUUGCGAUUUGGGUGCGGUCACUCGGCCUUGGGAGAUAUCCAAACAGGUUGCCGAGCUGGUGACAAGUGAAUUUUUUGAACAAGGUGACAGGGAGAGGUCUGAGCUGAAGUUGACCCCAGCGGCUAUAUUUGACCGCAAUCGAAAAGAUGAGUUACCUGCCUUACAGUUAGAGUGGAUAGAUGGCAUCUGUAAACCGCUCUAUCAGUCACUGCUGAAGCUCAACAGGAAAUUGCAGCCAAUGGUGGAAGGGAUAGACGCCAACCGAAAGAGGUGGCAGGAGCUGUGCGCGUCUAACGAGCACCCACACGACGCCUCGGUGAACAAUCAGAGAUCUGAACACAGUCAGAACCCCGAGGCUGUGGAAGCCAGGAAGGAGUCCACUGUCAAACCGGCGGAAAACACCAAGAUGGGGUUAAAGGGUCAUCAGGUGUGACAUUUGGAGCCACCCACAACAGCUGGACCAAAGGAGGAAAACAAGUUGAAGGUUAGGUUCAGCCGACUGGAAUACUUUCCUUACAAUGUGAUGAUGAAACACGUGCUGGUAUUACUGCAAUGCUUUUUAAAAAGUUGGAGGUGGACCUGUUUGGUUCCUGCCUGCUAGGGACAGAUGCACAUGUUACCAUCAUAAGACCAGACAAACUUCUCCAAAGUAGACAGAAACUGCGGUUCAAGUUACGUCGGAGCUCAGCCACGCGCCCAUGAAGAACAUCUAGGCUCGCUGAAAGAUAGUCAAUGAAUCCACAUAUACAUGGACGACUCAUUCAUAUUGCAUGUUAAUGAGACCUCAUCAACCAGCAACCAAUUACACUUCAUAAAGUGUGUGGACGUACCCGCCACAACACUGUCCUACAUCUCCAUUUUCAGACUUGCAUAUAUGUUUAAAAUGUUCUACAUCAGGGGUGUCCGAACUUAUUCCAGCACGGGCCGCAUACAGAAACAUUGUGUGGGGCAGUAUGAUGAUACAUUUUGUACAUUAAAGAUGCUAAUACCAAUGCAAUGUAGGCAGUGCUGUGCGGCCAUGGGAGGCAGGGGAAGCAGAGCCUCAAAAAAUACAAACGUGAAUAAUAGCAUAAAAUAAAUAUUAGCAUUUGUCAGUUGAAAUGUAUAAUAGAUGUAUUUUCUGUAUGAUUCCAAUUGUUUUUAACAUUUUCGUAGAAAAGAGAAAAUCACUCAUUUUGACGAUUUCCUAUCAAAUACAGGGAAGAAACGUAAGGCGAGGCCACCGUGAGGAUGGCUUAGUGCACACCGAGUUGGCUCAUGGCGCCUGCCAGCUUGGGUUUGUCAGCAUGUCACCAAUAAUAUAAUGUUUCAAAAAUAUUUAUUAUGCACCGUCACUUUAAUGGAAGUGUGACGUCUAGGCCUGUCACGAUAACAAAUUUCGCUGGACGAUAAUUGUCCUACAAAUUAUUGCAGAUAAACGAUAUUAUUGUCAGCGUUGUUUUGGGACAAUUUUUUCAUUAAUGUAAUAAUGCUAUACGGCAUAAUAAUUUCAGUACAUUGUAUUGAAAUUUGUCGUCUUAGUGUCAGAUGAAUAAAGUAUCUAUCUAAAAAAGUUUUUUUUUUUUAAGUCAUCAUAUUAUGAAAAACAAACAAAACAGUUUUUUAAAUUCUUCUGGAAAAUUAGGUUGAAAAAAAUGUUAUAAUGUGGAAGAAAGGCAAAAUAUUAUGGAAAUAAAGUCAUUAUAUUAAGAAAAGAAAAUUUAUGAAGAUUAAGAAUUAAGAAUAGAAGCAAUAUUUGGAAAAUGUAAAAAAAAAAAAAAAUCAGCAAAAAUUGGGGGAAAAAAGAACAAAGUUCAUACUAAUAGGUUUUUUCACCAAGAUCACUGAGUUGAGCAGUUUUUUGUUUUUUUUUUUAAUAUAACUUGUUAGCAUAUCUGCAUGUGUUGCUUUACAAAAUACCAAAGUGGCCCUUGCAUCCUUUGAUUUUUCACAUUGUGGCCCUCGCUGGAAAACGUUUGGACACCCCUGAUCUACUGUGCUGGGGUUUUCUGCCAUCCUGAUUGUGUAGAUCUUGUUCCUGAAUGUCAUGAAUCUGUUGCCGUCCUUUCUUACCUUUCUCAGUUGUUGUCUUUUGCUGCAUGGCCUUGCUGGGGAUGUUUGCAGCUUAACUGAGCCUUUGGCUAUUGUGUAAACAGCAUGUUUUCUAUCAGCUCUGGAACUGAGGCAAGUAUGUAAGCUGCAUAAAGAACUAACAAUGGAGCACAUAUUGCUUUUUUUAUGUGGAUCUCAAGGUUGUUUUUUCUCAACCACUGUGACUUGUUGCUUCAAGCUGAAAAUGUCCUGUAAAUGUGAAAGGUGACUAUUUGAAUACGUGCUGCCUCUUUUACGUGCAUGUCAGUCUUUUCUCACUGUGCUUGGGGAGGAUCAAUCCUUGCCUCCUGAAAAUUGAACCAUGUCUGUAACAAAAAUGUACAGUUGUUCUCCGUAUUUUGUCAGCAUAAGUGCACGGCAUGCUGAUUCUUGGUUUAUACUGGACUUGAUGCCUUUAACUGCCUGAUGAGAUUGGCUUUGCAUGACAUUUCCCUCAAGGACGACUACUGCUGCUGCUGCUUGGUGUUGAAAAGAGACUUUUUUUUAAAAAAACAAACAUAUUUUACACUAUAAUUACCGAAUUUGUACAAUUUUCAUCCACUGGAUGCUAUAUUUUUCUGAUCUU
Molecule: messenger RNA, 5285 nt
Organism: Dunckerocampus dactyliophorus (ringed pipefish)
Lineage: Eukaryota; Metazoa; Chordata; Actinopteri; Syngnathiformes; Syngnathidae
Gene: pde11al
Product: phosphodiesterase 11a, like
Exons: 21
Coding region: 303-3062 (919 amino acids)
Biological process (GO): signal transduction
Molecular function (GO): 3',5'-cyclic-nucleotide phosphodiesterase activity; protein binding
Source: RefSeq, a predicted model, not a curated record